AUGAGCCCAGCUCCUGCCUCACGAGGGCUCCUCCGGGCCCAGCUCAUGCGUCGCGGCGGCCUCUCCAGGCCCGACUCCCGCCCAGCUCGACGGCGUCUCCCGGCCCAAGGCUCCCUUCCUCAACGUCGGCCCCUCUGGGCCCAGCUUCUGCCUCCCGCUGAUGGCCUGUGCGGGCCCACCCGAGGCGGCCCGAAGUCGGCCUCGCCAGGCCCAGCUCCUGCCUGGCGUAGGCCCCUGGGGGCACCGCCUCUGCCCCACAGUGGCCCCUCCGGGCCCAGCUCGUGCCUCGGCUUGGCCGCCUCAGGCCCAGCUCCUGCCUGUGGGCGGCCUCUCUCCAGACCCGGCUCUCGCCUCCCGGCAUCCUCUCCAGGCCCAGAACUGUUUCCAGUGGGCCUCUCCAGGCCCGGCUCUCCCUCCCAGCCGCGUCCUCCGGCCCAAGUCCUGCCUGACGACAACCACGUUGGGCCCAGCUCCUGCCCAGCUCCUGGCAGCCUUUGUCGGCCCCAGGCUUCCCUACGUCAGGCCUUACAGGCCCACCUUCGGCUUCCCGGCGGCCGGGAGAGACCCGGCUCCUGCCUGACAACGGCCUCCCCUGGCCCAGCGGUGGCCUCACGCCCAGCUUUGCCCUUCUGGCGGCCUCUCCAGGCCCAGGACUUCCUCGAGUCGGCCUCCGCCGGCCCAGUGGCCGCCUCCCGGCCUCCUGUCCAGGCCCAGCUCCUUGCUCGCGGCUGCGCCCGCGGGCCCAGCUCCUGCCUCCGAACAUCCUCCUGUGACUCGGCUCCUGCCCAGCUCCCGGCGGCCUCCGUAGGCCCGAAGCCUCCUCCGGUCCAGCUCUCCAGGCCCGCCUCCUGCCUUGCGGCGGCCUUUCCAGGCCCAGCUCUCGCCUCCCGGCGGCCUUUCCCGGCCACGCUCGUGCCGGCUUCCUGGCAGCCUCCACGAGCCCGGCUCCUGCCUCACGCGGGCCCCUCCAGGCCCAGCUCGUGCCUCGCGGCGGCCUCUCCAGGCCCGGCUCCCGCCCAGCCCGACGGCGUCUCCCGGCCCAAGGCUCCCUUCCUCAACGUCGGCCCCUCUGGGCCCAGCUCCUGCCUCCCGCUGAUGGCCUGUGCGGGCCCACCUGAGGCGGCCCGAAGUCGGCCUCACCAGGCCCAGCUCCUGCCUGGCGUAGGCCCCUGGGGGCACGGCCUCUGCCCCACAGUGGCCCAGCUCCUGCCUGUGGGCGGCCUCUCUCCAGACCCGGCUCUCGUCCGGCAUCCUCUCCAGGUCCAGAACUGUUUCCAGUUGCUAGACCAUUUUUGUGCCUGCCUCGUUGCAGCAUCUCCAAGCCCAGCUUUUGCUUUUCUGCAGUUUCUUGAGGCCGAACUCCAUUUUUCGAAUGGCUUAUUUAGGCCCAGCUCUUGCGUUUGCAUUGUCCCUCCAGGCCCAGAACUUUCUCACGUCAUCGUCACCAGGCCUAGCUUCUGCAUCUGGUCGGCCUUUUAAGGCCCAGCUUUUGCCUCAUAAACUCAGCUCCUGUUUAAUGGCGGCCUCCCAGGUCCCACCUUCUGCCUUCCUGUGUCCACUCCAGGCCCAGCUUCUGCCUUGGUGCUCUUUUUAAGUCAAUAAUUUUUUCCAGUCGACCUCUCCAGGCCCAACUUGUACCUCUGAGUGUCCUCUAGGAUCUCAGCUUCUGCCUAAUAAUGACCUCUUUAGACUCAGCUCAUUUUCACUGCUACAUCUUCAAGCCAUUCUCCUGCCUCUUGGCAACCUCUAGUGGCCCAGCUUCUGCCUCACAGCAGCCUUUCCAUGCAUGCCUAGCUCCUGCCUCUUUAGGGAACUUACAGGCCUAAAACUUUCUUAAUUUGGGCUUCUCAGGCCCAGCUCCUGCCUUCUGUUGGCCUCUACAGGCCUGGUAUCAUCCUUUCAACAGCCUCUUUAGGCCCGGCCUCUCCAGGACCAAAACAUCCUUAAGUCAACCUCACCAGGCCCGGCUCCUGUCUCCUUGCGGCCUCCAGAGGCCGAGCUUUUGCCUGCCAAUGGCCUCUCUAGCCCCAGCUUCUGCCUUUCAUCGGUCUGUCCAGGCUUAGCUCCUUUCUCUUCACAGCCUCUGCAGGCCUAAAACUUCCUCAAUUUGGCAUCUCCAGGCCCAGCUCCUGCCUCCAGGCCGCCUCUGCAGGCCUAUCUCAAGCCUUACAACAGCCUCUUUACCCCCAGCUCCUUUCUCCGACUUGUCUCUCCAGGCCUAGAACUUCCUCAUAUUUACCUCACCAGGCCCACCUCCUGCCUUCCAGUAGCGUCUACAAGUUUGGCUCCUGCCUCCCAUGGAUCUCUCCAGGCCCCAACUUUCUCAAGUCAACCUCAUCAGGCCCGGCUUCUCCCUUUCAUCAGCCUUCCAAAGGCCAGCUUUUGCUUCAUGUCUGCCUUCCGAGUCCCAGCUCCUGUUUUAUGGCAGCCUCCUGAGGCCCAGCUCCUGCCUCCUAGUGGCCUCUUUUGGCCCAACUCUUUCCUCACCAGGGCCUUCCAGACCACGUUCCUGCCUUUUAGCAGCCACUACAGGCCCAGCUUUGCGUCCUUUCAAGAGUCCUGCCUCACAGUGGCCUCCCAAGGGCAACUUUCUGCCUCAUGUCAGCCUCUGGUGCCCUGGUCCUGCUUCCUGGUAGACUCUGCAGGCCCUGCUCCUGCCUUACGUUGCCCCUUUUAUAAAGAUCCAGUUCCUGCCUCCUGGCUGCCUCUAUGAGCCCAAAUCCUGCCUAACAACAACCUGUUUUUGCCCAGCUCCUGCUUCCUGGCAGCCUCCUUAGGCCAAAAAUUUCCUUCAGUUGACCUCUCCAGGCCCAGCUCCUGCCUCUCAGCACCCUCUUUAGGCCCAGCUCCUGCCUUAAUAAAUUUGAAUAAAUUAUUA
This is a messenger RNA of Pan troglodytes (chimpanzee), 2878 nucleotides long. RefSeq names its product basic proline-rich protein-like. The record is from RefSeq and is a predicted model, not a curated record. NCBI's taxonomy places the organism in Eukaryota, Metazoa, Chordata, Mammalia, Primates, Hominidae.